AUGUCGACUGAUCCUCGCGUCCACUACGAUUCGGUGGUUAGGGCAGGCAUGUCCGAAGCCUCUCAGCGCCCUGAAGACACCCCGUUCGAUAUCUUUGAAUGGUACCCACGCUACCAGAGUUGCCAACGCUAUUUCCUCGACCACGCCCAACACACGGUUCCUGUACAGGCUCUUUCUUCAUUCCUAAACAUACAUCUCCCAUUCCAGAGACAACCCACCCCUAUCUUCAAUUCCGCGACCGAUGCUGCCCUUUCCACCCCACCCGGUGGUCAACCUUCAGGGGCUCCUGUUGCUCCAAGUGUAUCUAUGGUACCCUAUAUUCGUCGACUAGUUGCAACAGGCAUGGACUACCCGGGAGUUCUACAUGGGUUUUUCGGUGACGACUGGGCUUCAGGGAUUGGCUCUUUACAUGAACAAGAACGCCGCAACUUCUUCUUUGCUGCCAAGAGCGGAGGAUGGGCGGCCGUAAAGAAGGACUACGACAUUCUGCCCCUCGAGACCAUUCCAUUCCUCAGGCCAUUGCAGGGUUCAGAAAACUCUGAGAUUGAAGCCGCGGAGAAGAGCUGGAGUGAGUGGCUAGCUAUGGAAGAUUGGAUGAUUGGCCCGCGGUCACCGGAUGAAAUGGCAGACCGCCAGUCGAACACAUACUCGAGACACAGCAGAAGCACGAGGUCUUAA
This is a messenger RNA of Trichophyton rubrum CBS 118892, 678 nucleotides long. RefSeq lists its product as uncharacterized. The transcript has a single exon. Bases 1 to 678 code for a protein of 225 amino acids. The record is from RefSeq and is a predicted model, not a curated record. Lineage: Eukaryota; Fungi; Ascomycota; Eurotiomycetes; Onygenales; Arthrodermataceae.